AGCUAGGGAAGUGCAGAUAUCGUGUAAAGUGUAAACGUCUUUAUGUCUUGGCUCCUGAAAGAAAACUCAGUAGAUGGCGCUAGACGUCAGCGGAUGCCGGAUGUUAUUGAUUUGGCGCGAAGUGGUGGAGUGAGCGGUGAAAAAUAAAAAAAUGUUAUUUCUAAUUUUGUGAAAUAGUUUUACGUUUUACGGUGUAUUCAAUACUUAACUAGUUUGAAAAAAGAUGUCACACGCAAGUUUAUUAGGUAAAAAGAGCGAUUAUCUAGAAAUCGGUGAAUACAAUUUUACGUGGCCAGGAUAUAAUGGGACUUUUCACGAUUUUGGCUCAGUAAAUUACACAAUGCCGUCAGGCCCAUGGUACUGGCCUUGGUGCCCUUUAUGGAGAAUGCCGCAACAUCCUUUAUUUCAGUUGUCAAAUGUGCUAUUUGUUGCCUCGUACUGUGCACCAAGUACAAAAAGGGGACAACUUUGGAUGCACACCAUACUAAUAUUUGCUUUUAUGUUGUAUUCAAUAUGGGCUUGGCAUGUGAUAUGUUCACCGGAUGCUUUCUCAUGGAAUUUUGGAUUUGUGUUCCUCAACUUGGCUCAGGUUGUCUACCUGGUUUAUGAAAUGAGGCCAGUUAAGUUUGAUCCUGAGUUGGAGGAAGUAUAUCAUACGCUCUUUGAACCAUUUAAGGUAUCAAGAUUGCAGUUUAAACGUAUGGUGUCGCCUGACUUCGCUCAUGUGAUGUCGUUGCACGCGGGCGAGGCGUACGCGAUGCAAAACCUUACAAAGACUGACCGACUUGGCCUUCUACUGUCGGGAAAAGUAAACGUGAUGAGUGGUCAUCAAUUUCUUCACCCAAUCCUACCCUGUGAGUUCCUAGAUUCUCCCGAGUUUGAGUCUAGUCGAGCUACCAUCGAUGAAAAAUUCAAGGUGUCAAUAGUAGCAGCGUCAUCAUGUCGUUACGUGUACUGGCAGCGGAGUUCCCUGGAGUACUUAUUUGUUAAAGAGCCAUACUUGGCUUGUGUUGUGACCACACUGAUAGCGCGAGACAUAACCACUAAGCUGUACGCGAUGAAUAACAAGAUAGUGACAGAGAGAGGGUCGCACCUGGACAUCCGCCUGCCGAGCAUAUCGCACGCGCUCGCCCGCAGCCCGCGGCGCCUGCGCUCGGCCAGCAACCCGCCGCCGCCCACCACUGUGCAGCCCGUACCGCCUCAGAAGAGACCGAAUUGCUGGACGCGCGAAGCAGACGUUAUUACGAACAAUGUUAAACGUAAUUGUAUGCCCGCCCCCUCGUACAACGGGGGUGAUGAAGAACUGAUGCCUCUGGCAGCUCACGAGGCGCCCGCUGCCUCCUCUGACGACCUGUCUGUAGCGGACAGCUGUCCCGACACCUCCUCCAAAUACCACAGCUGUGAAGCCGUGGAGACUGACGACGAACUUAGACAUUAAAACAUGAAUAUUUAUAUAUGUAAUACUAUAUUAAAAAGAUAAA
This is a messenger RNA of Manduca sexta (tobacco hornworm), 1481 nucleotides long. RefSeq names its product popeye domain-containing protein 3. Gene Ontology annotation, cellular component: sarcolemma. The record is from RefSeq and is a predicted model, not a curated record. Lineage: Eukaryota; Metazoa; Arthropoda; Insecta; Lepidoptera; Sphingidae. The transcript is spliced from 8 exons. The coding region runs from base 224 to 1438 and encodes 404 amino acids. Gene Ontology annotation, molecular function: cAMP binding.